Belonocnema kinseyi is the source of this 3425-nucleotide messenger RNA. RefSeq names its product WD repeat-containing and planar cell polarity effector protein fritz (gene frtz). Lineage: Eukaryota; Metazoa; Arthropoda; Insecta; Hymenoptera; Cynipidae. The transcript is spliced from 14 exons. Gene Ontology annotation, cellular component: axonemal basal plate. Bases 141 to 3425 code for a protein of 1094 amino acids. The record is from RefSeq and is a predicted model, not a curated record. Gene Ontology annotation, molecular function: protein binding. Gene Ontology annotation, biological process: nervous system development; establishment of protein localization; cilium organization.
UUCAUGGACAUAAUGUCCAUGCUCUUUUCCCAUAUAAACAUAACCUCUCUUUAUUUGUGUUUCAAACUUUUUCAAAACUUAGUUUGAACAUUUAUUUUGUGUUUUUUUAAUGGUUCAUGUGAAAUUAUUGAAAAGGGAACAUGUUCGCUUUAUUGAGCGAAUUAAAAUUGUGGACCUUAGAUGAGAAUAUUAGUAUUAAGGAUACGGAUUUCGGAGCAUUUAGAUAUUAUGAUAAACGAGUCGAUAAUUUAUAUGAAGAAGGCAAGCGUUCCUAUUGUGAAACACGAGGAAUGGUUUACGCCCCACAAAACAAGAAAGGAAUCAAGCUAAAAGAUUCGCUCAAAUAUUUGGAGGAGCAACUAAAAGCUCAUUCGACAAUAUAUUGCCAAUGGAACGAUCAUUGUACAGUCAGUUUAAUGCUUGGAUCUGGUUUAUUCAUUUAUAUACAAAUAGGUCUUCAAUCGGGUGAUAUAGAAAAAAUAGUUUUUGAUAAGUAUCUCGUUGGAAAAGUCUCCGAUCACAUAUCUGAUGUUUUAAUAACGAAAAACCACGUGAUUUGUACUUACAAUGACAGUCAAGUGACUCUGGUGCACUUUACAAAAUCAAAAAGGCAUCUUUUCGAUAAAAUAAGUCGUCUCGAGCCGAAAAUAAAUACCUUUGAGCUUUGCGGCCCAAGUGGACGCAGACUUGAUAAAAAAAUUCAGCUCAAUCGUUCCGGCGAUUUAGUAUUAAUCUGGUGGAAAUCGACAAUGAAUGAAGUUUAUCCCUGGAGUCCCACGGUAAAAGAGCACGAUCGAGCAAACGUGCAAAUUUACAGACUAACUGGGACAAAAAUGGAGUUGAUAUGUUAUCUGCGGACGGAGUUCGAUCCUCUUUGUAUAACAUUCAAUACUUUUCAUGAAAAUGUAAUUCACUCGGUGGAGCAAAAAGUUUCUCGAAAGGGUGAAGUUACGAUCGAAUGGCGAACCUACGAAGUUUCUCAACAAGACAAAUUGCAACGGAUCGCUGUAGUUUCAGUUCCACUACCAACUCACACAAGUUGUGUAAAAUUUUCCCCGAAUCAGGAAAUGUUGUUACUUUGUUGCAUUGAUGGUUCUAUGACGUUACAUGAUCAAUCCAAAGGCACCAGUAACACCGUUAAAGCAGCUUUUAUUCCGACACACGCCAGUUGGCACGGCGAUGGGACAAUUUUUUCAGUUGGAAAUGAAAGAGGACAAUUUCAACAUUUCGACAUUGCCCUCUCUUGUAUAAAAAAUCAAAUGUUAAGCGAGGAAGCCACACCGACAAAUAUUCUGGACCUUUCCUCCUAUUUCAGAAAUCAACCAGCUCUUUUACGAAUGGAAUGGAGCAUAGUGCCAGAUUCAGGAUCGGCCAUGGACUAUUACAAAGCAGGAGAUGCUCUCUUUUUAUUACUAUUUGAACGAGGUCCUUUGGGGGUUAUAAGAAUAAUCGAAGGAAGUAAUUUUCCUGGAGAUGUCCUUGUCGAGAAAUAUUUAGGUUCGGGUCAAGUCGACCGAGCGGCUUCGCUCUUGCUUUUUAUGAAUUGGGACACUCAUCCUCAAAUUUGCAUGCAUUCUCUCAAUCAGAUUGUCAACUACCUCUUCAAAUUGCCUCUCACCUCGGAAAGAGAAGAUUUGAUUCAAAAAACUUUGGGGUGUUUUCAUGUGCCUCUUAGGCCCAUCAGUCAAGCCGUAGAAGAUCGAUACGGAGAUGAAGUUAGAGACCUCACGAGAAGAUUUUUUCAUCAUCUUUUAAGUUGGGCGAUGCCACCCAAGGAAAUAAAAGUAAAGCGUUUUAAGCCAAAAAGUGAUGCUGUCGAGGCGGAAUAUCAUCUUAAUUUAUACGAAAGAAAUGUUAAAAUUUCGAACGCCUCGAAUACAAACUUGCCAAUUCUUGUGAGAAUUUUGGAAGCUUCUUUGCCAAUGGGAAUGCUUUUAAAUGUUGAGCAUUACGAUCCCGAAAAGGAACUGAAACGUUACGUUCCCGACACGGAAAUGAUUAGCUUGAAAUCGGAACUCCAGGAACAACCCUGCCAAUUAAUUCACCAAGAUUUCAGGUAUUUAACAAAAAAAAAUGCAAUUGCAGAUUCAACCUGUUCGCGAACCUCGUGCUCGCUCUGUUCAAACUCAAGCGAAAAAGAAGACUCCUACACGGAAGAAUCCGAAACCGAAGAGACUCCCAAAAAAGAAAAAUUCGAUUUUACACUCCCGAAAAAUCCCGAAAAAUCCUCCAGUCAAGCGCCUCCUCUUCCGGUUCUCCCUCCUCCUCUUUACAGUAACAGCAACUUCGUCAGUACUUCGUUCAAGGAAGUUCCAAGCCUCGAAAAAUCUGAGGGAAACCUGAUGUCGACGGCCUUCAAUCUUCCAACCUAUUCCCCAGGAUCGUUCAAUAAUCUCAUCCACUUAAAUUCGAACGUUCCGCAAACUCCCUUGAGCAAAACUCACUUCUCUCAGUCACUCACGAACGUCGAGGGACUAAUUCCCGGAUUCGGGAGUCUCAAUCUCCAUCCCAAGGGAUUUAAUUAUUCUCUGGAAGCUUUCGGGAAUCCCCCUUUCGCAAAAAGCUCCUUUCAAGAAGAAACCUUUGAAAACCCGGCGGGAAAAGGGGCAUUUGGUAAGGACAACAGUCAGGAAUCCUCGACUUCCUUUUCCGUUCCUCCUUUCGAGAAUCCGGACAUUCUUUCCCCUAAUUUGCCCUUUGCCGGCAAACAAAAUCCGAUCGGAUUGUUUUCCAAGCCCGGAAGUUCUCUUUUUUAUAAUUCCGGAAGCAAUCUGAUGUCGACUUCGUUCAACGAUCCGGAAGAGGAGGAAGAGAGUCCGGAAAGUAAUCGGAAAAUAAAUCCCUCGCAGGUUUUUCAAACGAUUGAACAGAAAAAGAGACUUUCUCCUUUCGACAUUCCGCCACCGCCGCAGAUGUCGAGCAAUCUUGCGAAUUAUAUUCAAAGUUUGCCGAAAAAAAAUUUCCCACUCACGAGAAGCACUCCGGGUUUGACGGAAAUGGAGGAGACGGUAUUGAGAAUUCAAAAUUCGAGGCCAAUUGCUAAAUCGACGCAAAUUGUUCAAAAGCAGAGCUCAGUCUCGAAUAUUUUGCAGAACCAGCACCGGAGUAAAUUCCAGUCGACGAGAAAUUAUAGACUGAAUUAUGAUCUUAAUUAUGUUCCGUUUAGCGGAAGUUGCGACAAUAUUAGUUCGCCGAAAAAUAUUUAUCCGGGGAAAAGUUACGCGACGGUCAAGGAGAGACAGUUUAGAAUUGGCCAAGGGAUUGCUAAAGAGGGGAAAAAGUCUUCCAAUGUUCCACCAUUGCCAGUUAUUAAUCCGGUUAAUUAUAAAAAUUCGCCGGAAGUUGCUACCACGUCGAGCGAGAAGCCGAAGGUCAAAUUUUCGGACACGGUCACGCACAUUUUGGUACCUGGGAGUAAUUCCUGA